This is a messenger RNA of Lichtheimia ornata, 1674 nucleotides long. RefSeq lists its product as uncharacterized. Lineage: Eukaryota; Fungi; Mucoromycota; Mucoromycetes; Mucorales; Lichtheimiaceae. The coding region runs from base 1 to 1674 and encodes 557 amino acids. The transcript is spliced from 2 exons. The record is from RefSeq and is a predicted model, not a curated record.
AUGGUUUCAUCACCGUUCUCAGGUCGGCGUGGUCUUGUGAACCUAUUUAAAGACGCGAGCCGUAGUCGAAACAACUCUCAGUCUUCUCUGCAACUCGACAACACCUCAUCGCAACCCACAUCCUCGUCUCCACCACAACCUCAAAUGUCUCGUAGUCAAUCAUUGUACCACCAUUCACGAGCACCCGUCGCGCCGCCUCAUUCCACCGAAUCGCUCUCUGAUCGCCCUUUACCGAGUAUACCAACUUCGCCAUCAGGUCUCAAUAGUCGUUCCUCCUCACGAGGAGUAGCUCCCGACUCCAAAUAUGCUACACCACCACAACCGCAACGACGUACCAAAGAUCCAGCAGCAGCUCUCCCUCCUACUCCUCGUCAGGCAAAAUCAGGUCAUGGUGUCCCUUUAACCACCAAAUCAAAGGAUACAUUUUAUAAGCGAUUAUCACGUGCUGCUGUUGCUGCUUUCAAUGCUCCAGAAGUUGGUAAUCAUCAUCAUCACCACAACAACAAAAAGGCAGUAGAAACGGAUCAGGAUUUGGCAGAGACGUAUACAGCUUACUUGUCAUUGGAGAGCAGUGAUAUCUCUUCUUCAGAAACAAGCAACAUCCAUGGUGGUGGUCCAUCUCCUUCAAUGCAUGACAACAACCAUUCUACAGAAUCCAGGAAAUCCGACAACAACAACAACAACAACCCUACUCCUUCUACGACCACCACCACAACGAAUGACAGCAACAAAAAGAAGAAAAAGGGAGAAAAGGAAGAUGAACAGCAGCAGCAGCAGGAUGGAGGAGGAGGAGGAGGACUUGAGGAACGAUGUCAAAAGUUACAAUACAUGUUGGAUGCCAAGGAGAGCGAGUAUCAAAAGAUCUCUACGAAUUUCCAUAAACAUAUGAUGUCUAUUCGUGCCACCGACGACGAUUAUAGUACCAUUCGCAGUAAAUUGACCAUGCUCCAAUCCAAGAUUGCUGCGCUUCCACUUGCUUUGAAAAAGAACGCCGUCGACCCAAUGACGAUCACCCAUUUCUUUUCGCAAACAUGGCCUGAUUUAUCCCCUGCGAUGGAUGCAUUGACCGACAAAAAGACCAAAGCGCUUGGAUACAAUAUGAUUUGCAUGUUUGUGGAAAAGUUGAUUAUGCAAGAAUUGGUCCAUUCCAUUUACAAUGUGCCGGUUUACAUUGGAUUACCUGCCAACGAUGCUUUUGUCGAGAUCACGAGAUACAUGGAUUCAUACGAUCAUGACUGGUCUGUGCGUUUACGGCAACAAUUAUGCAAGUUGGCUCAUCGAUCUUCCACCUCAACCCAACAACAAGAGGGUGAUUCUUCUUCUUCUUCUACGGCAGAGGCAAAAUCCAUCGCCGACGCCAAACAGGACCUUGUCAAUCGGCUGGUAAAGCUGUUGCUACACGUUUACAAUGAUUCAAACGCUUUGGAAAAUCGCGUAUCCAAGUUGGUGGAAACAGCAGCCGAGUUAAGUCUUGCCAUGCAUAGUCAAGAAUCAGCCGUGGAUCCUCUUGUCAUUGCUGAAGGAACCGAUUCACUGGAUGAGGAUCUUAUGGUCACACAAAAUGGCUCCGUCGACAACAGCAAAACCGUUCGCAUCGUCAUUUCACCACCCUUCGUAUACAAUGAAACGAAUCGUCAAUGUGUCCUCAUGAAAGCCAAGGUGAUUUGCUUUUAA